Eutrema salsugineum is the source of this 944-nucleotide messenger RNA. RefSeq lists its product as uncharacterized. The record is from RefSeq and is a predicted model, not a curated record. Lineage: Eukaryota; Viridiplantae; Streptophyta; Magnoliopsida; Brassicales; Brassicaceae. The transcript is spliced from 5 exons. Bases 159 to 638 code for a protein of 159 amino acids.
AGAUCAAUGGAAGUUUUGCUUUUCUAAAAAAAAAAAGAAAAAAAGAAAGAAAACAAACAGAACCGAGCUUUAGCUUCCACCGAGAAAUAUUCCCUAUCUCCGACGGCAAACCAGGCCUGCGACCUUGAGACAGAGACGGAGACAAAGCGAGAGAGAAAAUGGGUUUCUUCUCUUUUCUUGGAAGAGUUCUCUUCGCCUCUCUAUUCAUCCUCUCCGCUUGGCAAAUGUUCAAUGACUUUGGAGCUGACGGUGGUCCAGCGGCUAAAGAGUUGGCUCCGAAGCUUGAUCUGACCAAAGCACAUCUCUCUUCCAUAUUCGGAGUAGCAUUGCCCGACAUAGAGGUGAAACAAGUCGUAUGGGCAAUUGUUGCUCUGAAAGGACUCGGAGGCUUACUCUUUGUUAUUGGCAACAUCUUUGGCGCCUAUCUUCUGGCUUUCUACUUGGUGGUCGUUAGUCCCAUCUUAUAUGAUUUCUACAACUAUGGACCCGAGGACCGCCAAUUCUCUCUUCUGUUGACUGAAUUCUUGCAGAGCGUUGCGCUUCUCGGGGCAUUGCUAUUUUUUAUCGGAAUGAAGAAUUCGACAACCACUUCCAAGAGGAAUCUGAAGAAGAGGACACCCAAGCCUAAAGCUGCUUAGCUUCUAUUCUCUCUUCCACAGACAAGUGUCAGGCUGAUGUCUUCAAGCACCAACUUCAAUUUUCUUCCUUACAACUUCUGGUUCUUUUUCUAUUCUAGGAUUCUAGAUUUAGCCACAUUUUGUAUUUUCUCUGUUAGUUCAAAUUUAACUUUGGGAUCUAAGAGUUUUCUUUUGUUGAAUCAUACAAUUCUUUUCAGUGAUCUUAAUAUUGGGUCGAGGAGACAUUUUUUUGUGUCAUCGGUUAGAACUUAGAAACCGUGGCUUUUAUUCGAUAAAUUUCUUUUCUUUUCAUGUGAAACUUAAUUA